This is a messenger RNA of Salvelinus namaycush (lake trout), 897 nucleotides long. RefSeq names its product cyclin-dependent kinase 6-like. The record is from RefSeq and is a predicted model, not a curated record. Gene Ontology annotation, molecular function: ATP binding; cyclin-dependent protein serine/threonine kinase activity; cyclin binding. Bases 196 to 897 code for a protein of 233 amino acids. Lineage: Eukaryota; Metazoa; Chordata; Actinopteri; Salmoniformes; Salmonidae. The transcript is spliced from 5 exons. Gene Ontology annotation, cellular component: nucleus; cytoplasm; cyclin-dependent protein kinase holoenzyme complex. Gene Ontology annotation, biological process: protein phosphorylation; G1/S transition of mitotic cell cycle; regulation of gene expression.
UACCUGGACCUCCGUUUGACCAAAAACAGGCAGACAUAUAAGAUGUUUACCUCUGCAACCUCUGUCUUCCUCUAAUUUAGGCAUUGCACGUGCCAACAACUCUGUUAUGUGAGGAUGGCUUUGUAAAAACCCUGGCUCUUCACAUUCGUCGGGAUUCCCCGCAAUAUUCUCAACAAGAAAAAAAAAUCCGCAAAAAUGGACAAUGAAAGUGUAGGACAAAGAUACGAGCCUGUCGCCGAGAUUGGCGAAGGUGCUUACGGAAAGGUGUACAAGGCACGAGAUUUGAAGAACGCGGGACGCUUUGUAGCCCUAAAAAGAGUUCGGGUUCAGACGGAGGAGGAAGGGAUGCCCCUCUCGACCAUCCGUGAGGUGGCGGUACUGAGGCAACUGGAGGCAUUCGAACACCCCAACGUGGUCAGACUGUUCGAUGUGUGUACUGUGUCUCGGACCGACCGCGAGACCAAGCUGACCCUGGUCUUUGAGCAUGUUGACCAGGACCUGACCACAUACCUGGAGAAAGCCCCUGAUCCUGGGGUGCCACCUGAAACUAUCAAGGAUAUGAUGUACCAGCUGCUGCAGGGGUUGGACUUCCUGCACUCACACCGUGUGGUUCACCGGGACCUGAAACCCCAGAACAUCCUGGUCACCAGCGGAGGACAGAUAAAACUGGCCGACUUCGGUCUUGCCAGAAUAUACAGCUUUCAGAUGGCCCUGACCUCCGUGGUGAGAACCUUACUAAUAUACAGCUUUCAGAUGGCCCUGACCUCCGUGCGGGCACUGAAGGGCACCAGCCUGCACGGCAGAGAGAAGACCAGUAAACGAUAUGGGGUGUGCAGAGUGAGAUUGAAGGAAGGGCUGAAGAGACGCAAGUCUCAGGAAUCCCUGAAGUGGACGUGA